Messenger RNA from Plasmodium yoelii, 993 nucleotides. RefSeq names its product PIR protein. The transcript is spliced from 3 exons. Bases 1 to 993 code for a protein of 330 amino acids. The record is from RefSeq and is a predicted model, not a curated record. NCBI's taxonomy places the organism in Eukaryota, Apicomplexa, Aconoidasida, Haemosporida, Plasmodiidae.
AUGAAUAGACAAGUGUGUAAAUGGUUCAAAUCUCUAUGGUUUCAUUUUCCCGAUGAAUUGAAAAAUGAUGAAAACUAUAAUUUUGUAUAUGGUGAUCAAACUUUCAAAAGGUAUUGUACUAAUAAUAGUUGUGAUAACAAUCUUGAAAAAAUUAAUGCUGCAUGUUUAUAUUUGUUUAAUGCAUUCUUUGUGGAUUAUAAUUCGUUUAAAGAUAAUGCAAAAAAUAAUAUCGAUGUUGUUUAUUACAUUAUUAUAUGGUUAAGUUAUAUGUUAAGCCUAAAAGAAAAUGGAAUCAAUAAAUUAAACGACUUCUAUACUAAGCAUAUAGAAACAAAUAUGCACUAUAAAAAUAAAAUAUAUGGUGUUAGUGCUUAUAAUUGUUAUAAAGAAAUAAUAGAUCAAAAAAGAGAUUUGUUGGAUAUAAAUAAUAAUAUUAUAUCUAAUUUUUAUAAAGCAUUUAAAUCAUUAUAUGAAAUGUAUUAUGCAUUUGAUGGAAGCACAUCAAAUUGCACAAAAUGCUUGAAUAAAGCUAAUCAAUUUGUUGAAGAAUAUAAAGAACUUAAUGAAAAUUCGAAUAAUACUGAUAACAGUCCAUAUAGAAAAAUAUUGUCUACAUUAUCAUCUGAUUAUAAUAAUUUAAAAAAUGAAUGUAAAAAUGCUCAAGACAUCAAUUUUCCAAACCUUCCAGAGAUAAAAACAACACAACCUUCAGUAGAAUGUUCUGAUGAUAAUUCUGCACAAAAAUCUGAACAAACUGUAAAAAGUUCUGAAGAAAAGUCUGAACAAACUGUAAAAAGUUCUGAAGAAACGUCUGAACAAAUUGUACAAAGUUCUGAUUUUACAUCAUCAAGUUCGUCGAUAGUAAGCAAAGUAAUUCCAGUUUUAUCGAUAUUUGCUGCAAUACCUAUUUUUUUGGGAAUUUCUUAUAAGUAUUCGUUAUUUGGAUUUCGGAAACGAUCUCAAAAACAUUUAAGAAAAAAGCUAAAAAAAUAA